Messenger RNA from Phytomonas sp. EM1, 1845 nucleotides. Lineage: Eukaryota; Euglenozoa; Kinetoplastea; Trypanosomatida; Trypanosomatidae. The record is from the annotation of a GenBank genome assembly.
AUGGAGCUAGGGAAGCUUUCAACAUCUUCAAGUGUUGGUCAUAUUUUCUACUUUAUCAUCGAUGAAAACUCUGUAGACGAGCCUUCAACGAGUUCACAACGCUAUUAUUACGUAGUCUCUCACUCGCCUUCCUAUGUGGAGGCCUUCAAUUUCCUUUGUCAUUCUCUUUGUGAUGUUAAGGAUGAAGAGCGUUUGCGACAGUGGCAUCGAGCACAUUCUAAAGUUUUUGGGGCACUCCGUUUUGAAAUAUUUUACGGAAGAAUACUUGGGGCUCCCUGUGCACAGGUGACAGGAACCGAUGCUGAUACUUACACUAAUGGAAAUGGUUAUAACAAGAAUAAAAAUGAAAGAAUUGGCUGCAGCUCCGUGACCACGCUCUCACUUCCUGCGCUCUUCGCUGAUGAGGCGUCUGCGCGUCUUGCAUUAGACAAUCUCGAUUUGAAAUGUGAUAAGUUGUAUUCGAAGCAACUCGAAGAAGUUUCUGCAAGGCAGCAAAACAGCUGCACACCGGAAUCAAAGAAGCUUAAGAAUUUGAAUGAUCUUAGUCCUGAUGAUGUCGUUUCUCAGAUCAUAGAUAGGCCUUCUGUGCAUGAAAAGACUCACCAGAAAGCUUUACCAAGCGUAGAAACCCAAUGGCCUAACAACAAUGCCAGAGAUCUUAGAAACAAGCGUAAUGGCGUGCCCAAGAUGCCCCUUUAUGGGACUCGUGGCCCUGCCAUUGAGGCAAUAACACAGGAAGACCCUCCGAAACCCGAUACGCGUAGAAGUACUGCAGAGCUGCGUUCUAUGAUUAUGCAGCUAAAGCUGGCAUCAGAGGAAAAAUCAUACCAGCUUCAAAAAGAUGUUAACGAGAUGAAGGAACUCUUGCAUGACGGGCAAAACAGAAACGACAAGUUUUCUGUCCGAGAGAAGGGGUAUCAGGAAACGAAAAAAAGUCUUAAAGAAUUAGAAAAAAAUUAUGAAGUGACCGUCAAGGCAAUGGAAGCGAAAUUAAGCCAAAUGGAAAUUUUAUAUGCAACAGAGAAAGAAUCACAUGCCCUCGAUGCAGAACACUGGGAGGCUGAAAACCUGAGCCUUCAAGAGAAGCUGCGCGCUAUGAGCCAUGAGCACGGUGAAAAGCUCUAUAACAUUGUCAAGGAAAAUCAGCAAGCCAUGGAGAAGCUUAAUAAGCAGAUGCUUCAGAAAGAGGAAGAGCUGCGAUCCAUGUACGAGGACACGAUACAAGAUCGUGAUGUUCGUCUAGCACAACUAUCAGAAGAGCUUAUGAAGGCUAAACAUCAAGCUUUUCUUCUAGAGUCGAAAUCAAGGGUGCGCCAAUCCAGACAUAAGGAAGUUGAGCUUACUAAUUCCAUCAAAAAUUAUCAAUACCCAAUAGAACAGAACAAGGACCACCAGAAAAAGCCUCACUUCUCAAAGGAUGAGAUUAAUGCAACGCAAAAUCAGUUUACUUACUGCAAGGCAUGUAUGUCUACUAUAGAUGCAGCUCACGAACAGAAAAAUAGAUUAAUUCCAUCACUAACACCAACCCAAAGAGAUACACUUAAAAAAGAAGUCUUUGCUGGAAUGCAUAGUUCCUCUUCUCCAUAUCCUCAUGAAAAGGCCAUCGUACCAUCAAGCCUCCACGCAAAUGCAGCUCAUUUAGAAGAAAAAUACCAGCAAUUAGAGAGUAACUACACUAAUCUUUUACAGGAAAAAAAAACACUCGAAAUUACGCUUUAUAACACCGAAUGCACAGUAGCUCAACAGCAAAUCGAACUUCAAAACGCAUCAUAUCUAAUAGAAUCUUUAAUAAAAGGACUCGACAACGUUAAAGCAGAACUACCAAUGAUUCAAGAGAGGAAUUAA